Molecule: messenger RNA, 4506 nt
Organism: Pezoporus occidentalis (night parrot)
Lineage: Eukaryota; Metazoa; Chordata; Aves; Psittaciformes; Psittacidae
Gene: CCND1
Product: cyclin D1
Exons: 6
Coding region: 328-1206 (292 amino acids)
Biological process (GO): mitotic cell cycle phase transition; regulation of cyclin-dependent protein serine/threonine kinase activity
Cellular component (GO): cytoplasm; nucleus; cyclin-dependent protein kinase holoenzyme complex
Molecular function (GO): cyclin-dependent protein serine/threonine kinase regulator activity
Source: RefSeq, a predicted model, not a curated record
GUAGGACAAGUUGUUUCUCCCAUGCUUUGGUGCAUUGACCUUAGCUCCAGUAUCCCUCCGCAGACCCCUGUCAGACCCUUGGAAAGUAACGAGUUCAGAAGAGACUCAUUGUUUCACUGGAAACAAGGCAAAGCAAAGUGUUUCCAGUAACGUCACGGGGACCAUACUAGAGUUUUGUUGGAAGUUAGAAAGUUUUGCAGCCUCCAGAGGGCUGUAGCGGCAGUAGCAGAAGCAGCAUCCAAGGGAGCUCCUGGAAGGGAAGAGCGAGCGAGGAGCGCCUGCCUCAGCCCUGCUGCAGAGAGCUGAUUCGGGACGACGGAGGCGGCCAUGGAACAUCAGCUGCUGUGCUGCGAGGUGGAGACCAUCCGACGAGCCUACCACGAUGCCAACCUCCUCAAUGACAGGGUGCUGCAGACGAUGCUGAAGGCGGAGGAGACCUGCUCGCCCUCCGUCUCCUACUUCAAGUGCGUGCAGAAAGAAAUCUUGCCAUAUAUGAGGAAAAUAGUUGCCACUUGGAUGUUAGAGGUUUGUGAGGAGCAGAAGUGCGAAGAGGAGGUUUUCCCCUUGGCUAUGAAUUAUUUGGACAGAUUUUUGUCGUUUGAACCCCUCAAGAAAAGUCGGUUGCAAUUGCUCGGAGCUACCUGCAUGUUUGUGGCUUCAAAAAUGAAGGAAACUAUUCCUCUGACUGCGGAAAAACUGUGCAUUUAUACAGAUAAUUCCAUCAGGCCGGACGAAUUACUGCAAAUGGAGCUGCUUCUGGUGAAUAAGCUGAAAUGGAAUCUGGCUGCAAUGACCCCCCACGAUUUCAUUGAACAUUUCCUUACUAAAAUGCCUCUCGCAGAGGACACCAAGCAGAUCAUCCGUAAACAUGCUCAGACUUUUGUGGCUCUGUGCGCUACAGAUAUUAAAUUUAUUUCAAACCCACCUUCCAUGAUUGCAGCUGGCAGUGUGGUAGCAGCAGUGCAAGGCCUGCAUCUGGGGAACACUAACACUUUCCUCUCCUAUCAAUGCCUCACACACUUCCUAUCACAAGUUAUCAGAUGUGAUCCGGAUUGUUUACGAGCCUGCCAAGAACAGAUUGAGUCCCUCCUUGAAUCCAGUCUACGUCAGGCACAGCAGCACAACGUAUCUUCAGAAACAAAGACUGUAGAGGAUGAAGCAGACCUUUCCUGCACACCUACUGAUGUGCGAGAUGUGAACAUUUAAGAGGACUUCUAAAGGGUUUGCUUGGCCAGAAAAAGCAGACAAAGAAAGGGCAUCUGAGAAGGAAUCAGCAUCAGGAUCUCCCCCCCCCAGAAACCCUUUUCUUCAGGACAUUUUUAUACCAGAAGGGAAAAUCAGUCUUGUUAUAUUUUUUCUUGCUCUGUCUCCCUUCCAUCUGUGACUUCAAACAAACAAAUAAACAAAAAAUACCCCCAAAACUGUCUUUAAAAAAAAAAAAAAAAGAAAAAAAAUAGUAUUCGCAUUACCCACAGGGGUUUGUGCUACAAAAAUAGAGGAUUUUAUACAAUAAUAAUCAACUAGUUUUUAUAUUAAAGUGUUCUUGUCUGUAUGUUGUAAAAAUAGGCAUUAACACACAAAAUGUCUCCAGGGGAGGUAUUAGAUUUGAUUUCUUACAUAUAAAACAAACCAGCCAACCAUUUUUAAAGUAGAAGAGGGUUGUUUUUUUUUUUCUUCUCUGAUAGUAAAUGAAACACUUUUUUUUUUCUUUAAAAAACAUAGCUUUAACGCAGUUCUAGGCUUUUCUGUAUCUUGCUUGCUUAUGCAUUUAGUCACUUUAUGAUUCAUUUGUAAAUGUUUAUUUCCUUAGGUUGUUUUUUUUUUUAUCAUCCUCUUCACCUUACAAAUGGUUCACAUAACCCAUAAGUUAGUAUAUGGUAGUAUGCAGCAUUGUUUUAUGUUAAUCUUUUUUUUUUUUUAGUGCCUGUGGAUUGCCUGUGCAUAAGGCAUUUAUAGGGUUCCAGCUUAGCAUUGUUGGAAAAGGCCAAUGUACUACUCAUACAGUACUCUAGAGAGUAAGAGAAACCGAAAUAGUGACAUAAUAUAUUCUAUUUUUGUAAUUUCCUAUUUUUGUAGUUACCUAUGUAAAAAUGCUGGUCUGACCCCACAGAUACUCAGCCUAUUGAUGUUCAGGUUCAAUCCACAGUUCAGUCUUUUAUUUUGUUGUUUGUUUGUAAUAUUCUAAACCCAUUCCAUUCAAAGCACUUUCAGUCCAUUAGAUAUAGGAAAUUCUUUUAUUGUGUGGGAAAUAUUUUUUUUCUUUUUUUAAUGGAAUGGUUUGGAAAUAUAUAAGUGCUUGUUCGCAAACUUGGAAUUGCAAAGCAAGUGCAUUUAACUAUGGUGUUAGAGGAGAGGUGAUAUUUUCUUUCUGAAGGUUGUGUUCCAGUAAGAGAAAUUGCAUUCACAAAUUGCCAGGAGAUAUCUUCCUAUCCUUUUCUAUAGAAAAGUUGAAGUUUAGAAUCCUUUGGUGCCAACUCAUCUUUAUAAAAUUAGGGGGCCUUAAAGGUUCACAUAUAGGACACAUAGUUUUAAGGACUGUCACUAGAUGUUUUACAGCUGAAGGUUUUUAAACACUAAAAUAUAUAAUUUAUAAUUAACGCUAAAAAGAAGAAUAUUUAUUGCAGAGGAUGUUCAUUAAGGCCAGUAUGAUUUGUAAAUUAAUGCAAUCGCCCCUUUUUGUUUUUGAAAGAAUCUUUCUCCCCUUGACUUUGCAGUUUUAACAGAGCUUAUUAAAGAAGAAAGGACAUGCUUCAAAGCGCAAACCCAAAACAAAGCAGUCUGCUCGGCCCCUUCCUAUCCAUGUUCAAAAGCAGUCUAACCACACAACAAAACGCCAUAGUCAAGAGAUAUGAGAAUUGGAGUACUUGAAAGAAGGUUUUUACUCCAGUAUAUAUGCCCCUUUUUAUUUAGCUACAAAUAGAAAAUUUGCACAUCUUGGGCUAUGUAUCAUUUUAUUAUUAUUUUAGAAAGUAGCUGAAGGGACGUGGACAUAGCUGUUGAAGUUGAUGCUCGAGGAGAAUGUGAUGGUGAAAUGUAUGUGAGAAAACUGCCGCUAAGGUGUUGAUUGUAAGAAAACAACCCAACAAAAUGACAAAAAAAAGGAAAAAAAAAAAAAAAGGAAAAAAAAACCCCUUAAACAUUAAAACAAACAAAAAAAAAAAGGAGUGGAUGCUCCAUUUUUAUUGAGCUGCUAUGGAUAAAUUCCCAGCAUGGUUUGAAAAAAAAAAAAUUAACAUUGCUUUUCUGUAUCAUUGUCAUUGUGUUUUGCUGCUAUUCUGUGGAUCAGUUUGGUUUUUUUUUGUUAUACAAUGUCAUAUACUGCCAUGUUAUAGGUUUUAAUUUUCUCAUAGAAAAUUAUAUUAUUGACAUCACUUUUUUUUGGUAGGUUUUUUAUGUGAUCAAUUUUUACUUAAUGUGAUUACUGCUCUAUUCCAAAAAAGGUUCCUGUUUCACAAUACCUCAUACUUCAGUUAACCAUGUCUAGACCAGGUUUUAAUGUUUGUACACAGUGCCUCAUAGUUCUACUGCAGACGGAAAUGCAUCGAAUGGGUCUCGCAAUUUGCAACUAGGUUGCGUUAACUUAAAACCAGCAGACAUUUCAGAACAUCAAGUAAUGUCAUGUUGUUUUAAUGCAUUUUAUAAAGCUGGAUUCUUUUUGUCUGACCUGGGUUUUAUUAUAGUAGUUUGAAGCUGUGUUAUUAGCCACAUUGAUAUAUGAAAGGUGCAUUAUAAUGUAACUCUUGGAUGCCACCUGAUGUGGUUUCCCAGCAGUUGGAACACAUCAUUUGGUAUGACAGGUUAUCUUCUGGAACUCUUAAGUAUUGUGUUUAAUCUGUUAUGAUAUACUAGGGUUUUGUUUUUGUUGUUAUUUUUUUUUUUAAUUAUAGUGUAAUGCUAAUUUAAAAGGCCUGUAAAUCUCAUAAAUAAGCCAGCUAACAGAGUUGUAUGCUGAAGAAUAAUCUAGCUGUUGCCUGUAUGCUGCUAAACCAAAACAGAAUUAGAACUCAUUCUGAGGCAAAUGCAGUUAAGAUCCUACAUAGUGCAUAAAUAAAGCAUUGCAAUGCUACUAGCAGUCGCAGGACCCAGGAGGACUGGAUACAUUCUGUCCAAAUUUCAGGAACAUUUCUAACUGCUUACCUCAUGAAACACUUCUGUUUGUGGCAUCUCUGUGUCUCUGAACCAAACAUGAUUAUUGAGUUAGUGCUUGUUGGUUAUAAUUACAUGUUACACUGAGUGGCAGUGUGUACUGCAAACUUCUUUAAUAAAAUAUUGUAUGUACUAAAAGGCCAAAUCCAGAUUAAGUGGGUUCAUGCGCCAACAGAGAUGCUUUAUUUGUCACAUUAUUAUAACAAUCUGUAGUAAGCAAGCAAUUCAGAUUUGUACAUUUUUAUAUUGUACUUAUUGGCAUCACUGGUCUGAAAUGCACAUUUUCACCAACAGACCUAAAACAGACAAGUUUCCAGUGGAAAAAACCUAAAAUCUAGAAAUAAAAUUGGUAAAACCCAA